Molecule: messenger RNA, 2316 nt
Organism: Exophiala mesophila
Lineage: Eukaryota; Fungi; Ascomycota; Eurotiomycetes; Chaetothyriales; Herpotrichiellaceae
Exons: 1
Coding region: 264-2114 (616 amino acids)
Biological process (GO): protein insertion into mitochondrial inner membrane from matrix; mitochondrial respiratory chain complex III assembly
Cellular component (GO): mitochondrial inner membrane
Molecular function (GO): ATP hydrolysis activity; ATP binding
Source: RefSeq, a predicted model, not a curated record
CUCAAAUCAGUGAUUAGAUGACCAAGUUCUUUCAUUUUUAUUCUUAGUUGAACUGGGAGUUGUGUUCAUUUCCCCAGCCAAAUCCUGCUUACGUCGUUGCUCAAGACUUGAUUUGAUCAGGCUAGAGACCAGGCAGGCGAGCGGUCACUUCAGAAUUGGACUGAUUGUGUGCUCGUUGCCACGACUGCUCAGCAUCUACCAUCGCUUCAUCCUCUUUGACCGGACGAUCUGCCACUCAUCUCACCAUCCACACGUUCACAAACAUGGACAUCCAACGCAUGGCACGAGGCUCCUCCAUAUCGGCCACUAGCAGCCUCAUCGAUCUGCCAGAGUAUAUUAUGACCUCAUUCCUUCCCGGUGCGAGACCUCUGCUGGACAGAUAUCCUCGUCUCUUUCGCUUCCUCGGAGCUCUGCUGGCCUUGUGGUAUUUUGGUCCACUCACUCGGCUGCAGACGCUUUGGUAUCGCUUUUCUUCCCUAUUGGUCUCGUCCGUCACGAUUUCCAACGAUGAAGAUCUCUUCCAAUACAUGACCUCCUACAUCGCUGGCAAGACAUCCCUGCGAGCCGACCAGUCUCUCACCGCAACACUCAACCAACCAGGUGAGCCCAAGCGCCUUCAUCGCCACCACCCCGAGUAUGAAGAGAUCUCUCAAUCCAAAAACCAGGAUCCUAAAGUCAGAUUCGAGCCCACCCAGGGUCUUCAGAUAUUUAUCCACCAGAAACGGAUCUUCUAUGUCGCUAGGAAAUACGGCGAUGGUGAUGCAUUUGUGAACAGCCGCUUGAGGCGUGCCGAAGUUCUCACUCUGUAUUGUCUCGGACGCUCUCCCCAGCCGAUCAAAGAUCUUGUCAACUACGUCUACUAUCUCAACAAGGACAAAGAGCGAGGUUCCACGAUUAUUCGUCGUCCCUAUAAUGCGGGAUACGGCAGCCGUCUCACCUGGUCUCGGUUGACAUCCAAACCGCGUCGUGGGCUCAACACAGUUGUUCUCGAGGCCAACCAAAAAUUGCAGGUCAUCGCAGACGUGGCGGAAUACAUGGCCGAAUCUACAAUGACAUUCUAUGCCGACCAUGGCAUCCCGUACCGACGUGGAUACCUAUUUCAUGGACCGCCCGGCGUCGGCAAGACCUCACUGGCGUUGGCUGUCGCUGCAAAAUUCAAACUCGACGUUUAUAACUUGACUCUCCUCGACGAAGAUCUCACCGAUUCAGGGCUCAUCUCUCUGCUCAACCAACUUCCCGCAAGAUCGUUGUUGUUGUUGGAAGACGUCGACUCGGCCGGGCUUGGCCGCAAGGCCAAAAGCCGCCGGAAUCGACGAGCAAAAGGCGCAGAUACAGACGCCGAUGAUGACAGCGACUCCGACAGCGCAUCCACCAUGUCUCGCGUGACGUUGUCAGGUCUCCUGAAUGCUAUUGACGGAGUUGCCGCUCCUGAAGGUCAUGUCCUCAUCAUGACAACCAACAAACCACAUGAUCUGGAUGACGCCCUUGUCCGCGCAGGUCGAAUCAGUUGUCGAGUCGCCUUUACCCAAGCGAGCAAGGCCCAGGCCGAGGAAAUCUUCCUCAACAUGUACGUAGAACAACCUCAGAGCAUUAGCAAAGUCGAGGUGUCGCCUGAAAUACUCGAUGCCACGGACCUCGCGGGUCACGGUAGUCACGCGUCACCUCAGCUGCGUCAGUUGUCAAAAGCGUUUGCUGACGCCGUCCCCGACUUUGACUUUUCCCCGGCCGACCUUCAGGACUAUCUUCUAAUGCACAAGUCUGAUGCACAAAAAGCCGUCGAUCAGGUCGGCGCCUGGAGAGAAGAAAAGUAUGAAGAGCGUGCCUUGAUGGAAGAGGAAAUUGCAGCCGAGCGUGAGGCGAAGAAAGCACGAAAAGCGCAACGGGUCCGCAAGGCAAUAUCGAAGCAGGCCAAGCUAAACCACAAGGCAUCGACGGACGGGGAAUCAUCCGCAGGUGAAAGUCAGUCAGGGUCACCCGAGGAUGAAACCAAGGCAGAGGGGAAUGGAGAAAGUGAGAAAAAGCGAGACAGAUCUGACUUGCCAAAAAGAGGCGGAACGGGUCAGAUGCUAGGGAGACACAAGCGUUGGGGCAGGUCGGAUGGUCCUGCGCCAUGAGUUAUCGCAACAUGGGAAGUCUGCCACGGGAUAACAUCUUUAACUUGACUAGCAGCCAUAGACUGCAUGUGGUGCUGGGGCACGCUUUGAAGCAACAAUUGACAAAGAUGAUGGAUCCGACACUGUCGGCAUCCCUGGUUUGGGUAAUAGACAGUAUUUGAUAUACAGGCCAAGAUAUACAGGCCAAGACACAGCAUCGAGC